AUGGCGGCGUCCGGAGCCCGAAGCUGCAACCUCUCGGGCCUGCUCCCGGCUCAGACCUCGCUGGAGUACGCCCUGCUCGACGCCGUGACCCAGGAGGAGAAGGACGGCCUGGUCUACCAGUAUCUGCAGAAGGUGGACGGCUGGGAGCAGGACUUGUCGGUGCCCGAGUUUCCGGAAGGAUUAGAAUGGCUGAAUACAGAAGAACCUAUUUCGGUCUACAAGGAUCUAUGUGGAAAAGUGGUUGUCCUUGAUUUCUUCACCUACUGCUGCAUAAACUGUAUUCACCUGUUGCCUGAUCUUCAUGCAUUAGAACACACAUACUCUGAUAAAGAUGGUCUUCUGAUUGUUGGUGUUCACUCGGCUAAGUUUCCAAAUGAAAAAGUCCUGGAUAAUAUUAGGAGUGCUGUUCUUCGAUACAACAUCACCCACCCUGUGGUUAAUGAUGCAGAUGCCAGCCUUUGGCAAGAGCUAGAAGUUUCCUGCUGGCCAACUCUGAUCAUACUUGGACCCCGUGGAAAUAUGUUGUUUUCUUUGAUUGGAGAAGGACAUAAAGAGAAAUUAUUUUUAUAUACUUCAAUAGCUUUAAAGUAUUACAAAGACAGGGGACAGAUCAGAGCUAAUAAAAUUGGAAUAAAACUCUAUAAAGAUUCCUUGCCACCGUCACCAUUGCUGUUUCCUGGCAAAAUAACAGUGGACCAUGUUUCUAAUAGACUGGUAAUAGCAGACACUGGACAUCAUAGAAUUUUGGUCGUCUGGAAGAAUGGACGAAUUCAGUACAGCAUUGGAGGACCCAACCCUGGAAGAAAAGAUGGAAUCUUUUCAGAGUCAAGUUUUAACUCACCACAAGGUGUAGCCAUAAUGAAUAAUAUCAUAUAUGUGGCAGAUACAGAAAAUCACCUUAUAAGAAAGAUUGACCUAGAAGCUGAGAUGGUGAGCACUGUGGCUGGAAUUGGAAUUCAAGGUACAGAUAAAGAAGGUGGAGCUAAAGGAGAUGAACAGCCCAUUAGUUCCCCUUGGGAUGUAGUUUUUGGAAGGUCAGGUUCAGAAGUCCAAAGAGAUAACAUUCUGUGGAUAGCCAUGGCAGGGACUCAUCAGAUAUGGGCACUCUUGUUGGACUGUGGCAGAUUACCAAAGAAAAACGAGUUAAAAGAAGGAACCUGUCUUCGGUUUGCUGGAAGUGGAAAUGAAGAGAAUCGAAAUAAUGCAUACCCUCACAAGGCAGGCUUUGCCCAGCCUUCAGGUCUGUCUCUGGCCUCAGAGGAUCCCUGGAGCUGCCUGUUUGUGGCAGAUAGUGAGAGCAGCACAGUGAGAACCGUCUCGCUGAAAGAUGGAGCAGUGAAGCACCUCGUGGGAGGAGAGAGAGAUCCCAUGAAUUUAUUUGCUUUUGGUGAUGUUGAUGGAGUAGGAAUCAGUGCAAGGCUUCAGCACCCACUUGGAGUAACUUGGGACAAGAAAAGGAAUUUACUGUACGUGGCAGACUCUUACAAUCACAAGAUUAAAGUUGUGGAUCCAAAAACAAAAAACUGUACAACAUUAGCAGGAACUGGUAAUGCAAGUAAUAUUAUCAGUUCCAGUUUUACCGACUCAACUUUUAAUGAACCAGGAGGCUUGUGUAUUGGAGAGAAUGGUGAAUUAUUAUAUGUGGCAGACACCAAUAACCAUCAAAUUAAAGUGUUGGAUUUAGAAACCAAAACAGUUUCCGUGUUCCCAGUCUUCACAUCUGAAAAUGCUGUGGUGGAUGGUCCAUGUCCAGCAGAAAAACCAAAGACCUUACCCAAGCUACCUAAAUCUGCUCCGGGCGUUAGACUUUCCCCUGUGGCUGCGUGUCCCGGACAGACUCUUCAGUUCAAGCUGAGACUAGACCUCCCAUCAGGAACAAAGCUGGCGGAGGGAGCAUCCAGUUGCUGGUUUCUGUCAGCUGAAGGCAAUGAAUGGCUUCUUCAAGGACAGGUACCAUCUGGAGAGAUCAAGAGCAUUUCCAAUCAACCAACAAUCUCACUGCAGAUUCCUGGAGAUUGUUUAUCACUUGAGGCCAUUCUGUCUAUCAGCGUGUUUCUCUAUUACUGUAGCGCAGACAGUAGUGCCUGUAUGAUGAAGGGAAUUUUGUUCAGUCAGCCUUUACAAAUAACUGGUACACAGCAAGACUGCAUACCUCCAGUAGAACUCAAGUAUAUAUUUUAG
This is a messenger RNA of Rangifer tarandus platyrhynchus (Svalbard reindeer), 2181 nucleotides long. Lineage: Eukaryota; Metazoa; Chordata; Mammalia; Artiodactyla; Cervidae. The record is from the annotation of a GenBank genome assembly.